AUGGAUCCUUGUGAACCUUCUACAUCACAAAAAACGUAAGUUAGCUCAUGUUUUCAUCGAUUAUUCCACGUUUAGAUAUGCGACAUUAACAACGGUCGAACCGACUUUUGUUCACAUUGAACCGAUAGAUGUUGCGGCCCAAAGUAUAGAGCAUACUGAAGGAAAUGGAUUUGAAAAUGAAGAAUUGGAGAAUGUCUUUGAUAACGUCAACGAUAUAGCCCAAAUGGGAGAACUUGAAACGGUAAAUAUUAAGUCAAGCAUUAAAAUGUUGUGAUGAACUUUGUUUGUAUUAUAAAUUUUUGUCGAAAGUAGGUAGAAACUUGGGAUUUUAGGGGCAUGUACAACUUUUUAUGCUUUAAAAAACUUCCUUCAGCAAAUUUUAAAAUUUUUAAUAGAUAAACUCUAAGAAACCCAUUGUUUUUUUUGCAGAUGCAACUUCAAGGAAAGCCAGAAGAGGAUGAAAGAUAUCAUACAGCCUAUCUAAAACGUAUCGAGACCAUUCGUGAUGUUAUAGAAGAGAAACCCAUUUCAGAAGCAAAGGAUUGGAACACGGCUGAUUUGGGUGCUCUAUACUUUCGACUUCGACAUUCGAAUUGGAAUGAAUAUAGUGUACAAAAUUGCCUGAGUGUAUUCGAUAAUACAAAGGCGGAAGAGAUCGCUGCCAUCAUAGAUUCGUUGAAAGAAGUUGUUUUAGAGGCUGAAGAGUUGAGAAUUCCUUGGAAAUCUGUCAUUGGAAAGGAAGAUUUGUUAAACGAAAGGACUAAAGGCAAGUUUUUUUGAAUUUUUGUUUGUGUUUUAGGUAUUGAAAUUGAUGUUUAUAUCAUUGGCGUCAAACGGAAGGUAUAAUAACAUCAAAUUCUUGUAGAUAUGAAAGGAAACGAAGAAAAAGCCUUAUCACGCAUCCGAGAUCUGACUAAAAUGAUGUCGAUCAAGAAGAAGACUCCGUUUAUGAUGUCAGAAGUUUUGGCCAAUGCCAUUUCCGAGCUGAAAAGUGAGAAAAAAGCUCAGAAAAGGAAUGCCAAAGGAGAUGAUGCGAAUGCUGUCAGGCUAUCAGAAGAUAUCUUAUCACCUGCUUGUGAACAUACUGGAAAAGUCAAGUAUGAGGCCAUCUACGACUGGCUGGAGAACUUGAGCUUGAUCAAGUCGACUAAUAAGCUCAGAGCGUAAGUUUAAAGUGUAAAACUCUACCUUACAGUAGCUUCCAAAAUCUAAAACACGCUAAUUUCAGGACAGAAAGCGCUGUAGUCCUAAAAAUAAUGGACGAAAUGCAGGAAAUGGUCGAUAAUUCCUUCAACGACCAUGCCGACUUCCUAACUCAAUUCUUUUCCGACCUAACCGACCAGUCGGCAACAGAUCUGUCUUGGGUGGAAAUGCCAGAAUCAGAUCAACUGGCUCAACAAUAUUGGAACUUUUUGAAUUUGCCCGAGGAUUUCUUCGAUUUGUCACAAUAUAUUAACCAGGAGGGGCAUGGUGCUAAGGUGAAGGAUGAGGGUAAUGAUGAGGAUGUAGACGUGGUUAAUAUGGAGGUGGCAGAGGAUGUUAUUGUAGAGUAG
Molecule: messenger RNA, 1553 nt
Organism: Bursaphelenchus okinawaensis
Lineage: Eukaryota; Metazoa; Nematoda; Chromadorea; Rhabditida; Aphelenchoididae
Source: the annotation of a GenBank genome assembly